AUGCUCGAUUUGACUCUGAAGGAGUUUCAGCUUGCGUCAACGAUUACCGGCAAUCAACCCAGUUUGACCGUUAAACCCGAUGGUUGGAAAAUUCCCUCGAAUAUUCAGCUGGCCGAUCCGGACUUCUAUAGAUCUCGGAGAAAAGAUCUCCUUAUUGGAGCAAGCAUGUUCUUUGAGCUAUUAUCUGUAGGGCAGAUUAAGUUGGCUGCUGGGUUAUCCCUAUUGCAGAAAACAAGGCUUGGUUGGAUCGUUACAGGAGGUGGAUCUUCUACUCUCAAGGCAACUGCAUUACACGGCCAAGCUGUGCACCGUGAACUGGUUACUGCUGAAGUUCAUAUGGAUGAAUUAGUCCGUCGCUUUUGGGAAGUUGAGAGCUGUGGUGAAGGCGUGGUCACAGCCACCAAAGAAGAACUGGAGUGCGAAGCUCAUUUCAAGACCAACUUUCGUCGUUUAGACUCUGGUGAAUAUUCCGUACGAUUACCUGCGAAGAACACUCUAGAAUUACUGGGUGAAUCGUACAAUCAAGCUUAUUGUCGAUUUCUCAAUUUGGAGAGCAAGCUAGAGCGCAAGCCAGAAGUCAAGGUCCAAUAUUCGGCAUUCAUCCGUGAAUAUUUGCAUUUGAAGCACAUGUCGGUUGUGCCCAUAAACUCCUUGAGUCUUUGCAAAUAUUUUCUGCCCCACCACUGCGUUUUCAAAGAAGACAGCACCACGACUAAAUUGCGAGUCGUUUUUGAUGGGUCUGCCAAAACGUCAAGUGGACAUUCGCUGAACGAGGUUCUCAUGGCAGGGUCUACCAUUCAACAGAAGCUGUUCAACACGCUGUUACAGUUUCGGACUUUCCCAGUUGCAUUGACUGGUGACAUCUGCAAGAUGUAUCGAACUAAGCCUGCAGCCUUUUUAUCCGUUCGCGCGAUGCAUCAACUGGCGAAUGAUGAGAAGAGCACAUUUCCAAUCGGUUCUAAAAUCAUUUUGCGGGACUUUUACGUUGAUGAUCUGAUCACAGGAGGCCAAUCAACACAGGAAGUCCUCGAAAUCAUGUCUCAAACAACAAACUUGCUUGCACGAGGUGGCUUUAAGCUCAGGAAAUGGUGUUCCAACGAGCGCGAUGUCCUUGAUAAAGUUCCUGACUCGGAAAACAAAACAUUCCUGAAGUUUGACGACUUUACCAAGACACUGGGUCUUGCUUUGGAUCCUGCAGCGGAUGUCUUUCGUUUCUCUUUUUCUCCCAUACAGGUCUCUCCAAAGCCAUGUAAACGGCUGGUGCUUUCCACAAUUGCUCGCGUGUAUGAUCCGCUUGGUCUCAUUGGUCCUGUGGUUGCCAAGGCCAAGAUCUUCCUGCAACAAGUCUGGAGAGAGAAGUUGGAGUGGGACGAGAGCUUUCCUGAGGCACUCAACACAUCAUGGCUGAAGCUGUCAUCUGACAUGGGUCAUACUCAGCAAAUGAAGUUUCCUCGACGUGCGUUGCAUCCAAAUGGUGCUAUUGAGAUCAACGGAUUCUGUGACGCUAGCAUCGACGCAUAUGGAGGAUGCAUCUAUCUCGUUUCAAUAGCUGAUGGCAAACGGGAGUGCAUCUAUUUUGCUCAAAAUCUCGUGUGGCACCUUUGA
Molecule: messenger RNA, 1605 nt
Organism: Drosophila rhopaloa
Lineage: Eukaryota; Metazoa; Arthropoda; Insecta; Diptera; Drosophilidae
Exons: 3
Coding region: 1-1605 (534 amino acids)
Source: RefSeq, a predicted model, not a curated record